Messenger RNA from Monoraphidium neglectum, 795 nucleotides. RefSeq lists its product as hypothetical. The coding region runs from base 1 to 795 and encodes 264 amino acids. The record is from RefSeq and is a predicted model, not a curated record. The transcript has 3 exons. Lineage: Eukaryota; Viridiplantae; Chlorophyta; Chlorophyceae; Sphaeropleales; Selenastraceae. Gene Ontology annotation, biological process: transmembrane transport. Gene Ontology annotation, molecular function: transmembrane transporter activity.
AUGGGCGCCCUCGCCGCCUGCGGCGCCUGCCUGGCGGCGGCGUGGCCGCUGGACGGGGCCGCGCUGGCGGUGUGGGGGUGGCGGCUGCCGCUGGUGGGGGGGCUGGCGGUGAACGUGGCGGCGGCGGGGGCGCGGCUGGUGGUGCUGAGGGACCCGCAGGAGGGCAUGAGCCUGGCGGAGGUGGAGGACCGGCACGCCGUCAACCUUGGGCGGCUGAUCAGGUCCAGCUGGCGCCGCGUGCUCGCCGUCGCGGCGAUGGGUACCUUCCCGGCGGCUUCCUUCUACCUCGUAUGCGCCACCCUGCCCGCAUACCUCUCUGACGUCACCGGGGUGGCCCCCCAUGUGGCCUUGGGCGUCCAUCUGGCGAACCUGUUUGUGCUGACCUUAGUCAUCCCCCUCGGCGGCUGGAUGGCCGACGGGGUCGGGCGCACGACAACCCUGCUGACGUCAGCGGCGGUCACCGGGGCGCUGGCGUACCCCGUCUGGAUGCUGGUGGGGGUCGGGCUGCCCGCGGUGGCGUGGCUGGGGCAGCUGCUGCUGGUCGUUGGCUUUGGGCUGUUCCAGGGCGCGCUGGCGGAGAGCGCGGUCAUGGCGCUGCCAAAGGGGAUGAGGGCCACGGGCCUGAACCUCGCGGACGCCUUGGCCUCCGCCCUCGGCGGCGGCCUCGCCCCGCUGGCCGGCGUGGCGCUGGUCGCGGCGACUGCGGACGACGCGUCGCCGGCCUACGUGAUGAUCGGCGCCGCGGCGCUCAGCGCGGCGGCGUGCUGGGCGGUGCGGCGGACGGACCUCUUCUGA